This is a messenger RNA of Lymnaea stagnalis (great pond snail), 637 nucleotides long. NCBI's taxonomy places the organism in Eukaryota, Metazoa, Mollusca, Gastropoda, Lymnaeidae. The record is from the annotation of a GenBank genome assembly.
UGGGAAGUCUGGUAGGAAAGGGAGGAAAUCCAUCCCAAGAAAAAUAACUCAGGGUGAAGGAGACGAAGGUACAUUUGUUCAACCUGCACCCCCGCCGCCAAUCCCUCUCCCGCAACAACCACCACCUCUUCCUCCACCACAACCACCCCCUCCACAUUUACCUGUGAUUAGCAAUAACUUACCACCACAUUUGCCCCAGCCGGGGGUCCUGAAGCCAUUUGUUAUACAAAACCCUGACACAGACGAUGAAAUUGAUGAGGAUGAAGAGGUUGAAAUUCCCAUUCCUCCACCUGCACCAAAUACUGGGCAGAUGAUCCAUGAAAAGAUUGCUCCCAUUGCAAGUGUGAUGAAUUUCCAACCUCUAAAUGUAAAUCCAGAAAAAGAUGCUGAGACCAUUGCCAGAAUGGCCAACAGGAGACCGAGGGAUGAGGACAUUAUGGAAGUCGAUAAAAGGCCACGCAGGCAAUCCCAGCGACGUUCGCCCAAAGUGCACACAAGUGAUAUGGAACAGACAGACAGUGAGGAGAAUGAAACCGAGGCUGACGUCAAUGAUAAUACAGACACUGACUGGGUCCCUGGAUCUCGAAGACGAUCAAGAGGAAAAUCUGAUGCAGGAGAAAAGGGGAAAAUUUUGUAG